This is a messenger RNA of Aspergillus puulaauensis, 306 nucleotides long. RefSeq lists its product as uncharacterized. The transcript has a single exon. The record is from RefSeq and is a predicted model, not a curated record. NCBI's taxonomy places the organism in Eukaryota, Fungi, Ascomycota, Eurotiomycetes, Eurotiales, Aspergillaceae. Bases 1 to 306 code for a protein of 101 amino acids.
AUGUUGAACCUGGAUGUUCUGCAUACGUACCUGGGUAACAGUUCUCUUCCUCCUAUCUCUAAAAAUGGGAACGGGUCCAAAUCCAACAGAGCGGUCCAGAAAGGGUCGUCCACUCUUAUCGUUGCAGUCUUCACUCUUCUGGAAGUAUGCAAAAAGACAGUCGUUCAGUCCGAUACGGCCACAAUACGAGAUCCGCAGGGCUCUGCCACGAUGACCAGCGAUCGCAAUACCAGCACCAAACUUUCGACACCAGUGUUGAAUCUUCCAAACUUCCAAGAAGCCUUCGAGAAGCAAUGCGGAAAAUAA